CCCUACAGCAGUUGAGGCUGUAGGUAUUUUUGUAGUUUUCAGGGGUGGUGAUAGUAACCGAUGUUCCUGGGCGUAGGCGUGGUCCGGAAUUGCUCAAAAUCUUUCGGAAAUGGUCCGGGGGAAAGGUUCCUGGAAAUUGUAAAUUUAGAGGUUUCAAAGGUUUAUUUAAUCGAUUUUAGUUUACUAAUAUGUAAAAAUUACAUAUAAUUUAUUUUUCUAUUCGACGAAUUGUUUUUUUUUUCUCUCUGACGAGGAGACUCCAGCGCUCCUUGAUGGGGUAUCCUCACACCACGACUCCCCACUGGCGCCACCCAUGGUAGUUUUUAAAAGCAAGCACCAUCAUUUCCCCUCUUUGAAUCUACCUCUAAGUAACAUGCAUGUUCCAAAAGAUCAUUGGUGUAUUUAGGAGUAUUUAUGUGAGAGGGUGCAAUGGGCAUUUAAGGGAGGGUGUUGGCUGAAGGAAUGAAUCACAAUAUAACCCUUUUUUUCUAAUUUUCAGACCUUGUAAGUACGAAAUUUUUUGAUUGAUUACCAUCCAAUUUAUGGGUAUUUGCAGAAAAAUAUAGAAACAGUAUACUUUAUAUGUAUUUAAGGUUGCGAAAAAAGCUAAUUAUAAAGUAUUGAUUUUAUUAGUUUUUAGCUCAUUGGUUAUGGUAUAUGUAUAUUUAGUAGAUAUCUUAAUUUUUACUAUUGAUAUAUUUUGUUUCCUUCAAAAAUUGCCUUCAGUCCUAUGUCUUCAGGCAUUUUUUUUUUAAUGAAAUAAUGGUUCCUAUAAUUGCUUAAUAUAUUUUACUGAGUGGGAGUGCUUUUCUCCUGACAUAGGAGAAAUUUAUUUAGUUAGGGACCAGCCCUUCCCAUCCUACUGUUUUUGGGGGGUUUUCUUGUGUUUUUGCAUUUUUUUUAUGAGAAUAAGCUUAAACUGCAGUAUAUCUAUUAGAUCUCACUAAUAUAAAUGUAUAUUUACCUCUGUUUUGUUUUCAUGAUACACUACCAGCAAACUAUUGAAAUAUAUUUUACAUAAUUUUGCUGCUGUUAUCAGUUAAUAAUAUUAUUACUCCCAACAACUAAUUUACAAAACCAUGUGACAUUUCCUAUUACCACCCCUGGUGGUCACAGUCUUCAAGUUUCAGUCAAGGCAGGUGUGUUUCCCAUCAUGUUUUUAACACCUUUGCUUUCAAUUCCUCUCCCCAAAACAUGUGCUGGUUUAUUUUUCUCCAUCAUAUCUAUUUCACUAUUAAGUAACUUUAGAAACUGUUUUAGGUUUAAUAUUUCAAUUUUGUGGAAAUCAUAAACCUAAGAAGCAAUCCUUAAAAUACAAACACCAGAAAGGUGAGACCACCAGAGACUAUUGCCCAGUUUACAUGGGCUGCUCUGAUCGGGACAUUGUUUGAGAUCUCAAUCACAACCAGUAGACUAAGUUUAAAAGUAUUCCACUACAGUCAAUAAGAUAUACUAAAUAUGGGCAUCUGUUUUUGUAAAGGAAUUAGUGUGCAUCUUCUUUUAUAGUCUUGCCGUUUUAUCUUUCCUCAUCUUCAGGUCACCAUAUAUGUAAUGUAAAGUAAUGUGGUUGGAUUUAUAGCACUUUAUACCAAAGUCUCAAAGUGCUCGAAGUGUGGACUAACUCGCACAGUUACUUUCUUCUCCCCUAAGGGUCUCUUCAUGUCUGGGCUACCCAGAACCAGCUACCUCUCGUCUGUCCACAACACGGGCUCUAUGAACCAGUACACUGGGAUAACCCCCUACUCGUCUCGAAAGAUAUACUGGGUUCUUUAUAGCGCACACAAGCCAUUGUGUACACGUGGCCUACGGUUUUAAUAGUCUUUAUCCGAGAAGACUUGUUCCACCUCCAGAACCAUAGGCAAGCGUGCCAUUCGAACCAGUGCCGAUAUUGCAGCUGUAGGUUGCAGCGCCCUGCCUUAACCACUCGGCCAUCCAACUCGCCAUAUGACGGUUGCCAAGACACUUUAUUUUUGUUGACACAGAGCAAUCAUAUUCUCUACAGAAGAAGGGACCAAGUAAUGUUGAAUGCAAGGAUACUCCUGAAAAUUUGUCCGACACUCAUCUCAAUAAGUGAGCAUGCAUAAAAACAUUUGAGAUUUGCAUGCUCUAAUUUUAGAAUCGCUAUGUCAACUUUUAAACAACCAUGUCGAUUGAGAUCGUGUUGCAAUCAUCUUCCUUUCCAAUCGAAUUGAAUUAACCAUUACUGGAACUGUUUAAAGAGCUCUUCAUUUUCAGGAUCACACUUGUGUGAUCCACUUUGAUUGUGAUCCAAUCUUGAUCAGAGUGGCCCAUAUAAACAGUAUGUAGGACUACUCAAUAUUGUAAUCUAAAUUGGUAAAAGAUUUAUUGUAUUUCAAUCGGCGGUUGGCUGAGAGAUAUUGUUCCUGCUUCUUGUGGAUCUUACUCGGCGAGCGUUGGGUUUUAAUUGGAGUGUGAUCGCUUGCUUGGCUUCUUAAAUAACCCUCACAUUAAGUUAAGUAAGUUGUGUGGUGCUGCACUGAGACUGCUGCAGGUUCCCAGCCCAAAUUUCCAAUUGAAUGAGGACCAAUAAAGAAGUAUUAUUAUAAUUAUUAUUAAAGUUAAAGAUCUGCUAUGUAAUCUAUACUGAAAAAAUUAUAAGCAUUUAAAUUAAAAUUCCAUUGUUUAUUUUCUCAAGCAUCUUAAAUAUUUCUUUAAAAUGGAUUUCAGCGCUAUAUCAAUAUAUAAUAUAUUUUUAUUUGUUUACUAAUUAAUGAAUAUUUAAAUAAAGCCAUAUUUAUAGUCUUUUUAUAGACCCAUAAAUUGGCUGUCAGCCAUUUAAGAUUUUUUUGUAAAACAUCUGGAAAAAAAAAUCAUUGAAAUUUGAUGAGCAUGAUUUUUUAAAUGAUCUAUUCAAAGGUUUGUUCAAUUUUUGGUGGAGUUUCCUCAGUAUUCUUGGUUGACAGUAUUCUAUAUAUUUAAAUUUUUCAAAUUUGAUAAUUGUUCAUAUUUACAAGAAAAAAUUGUAAUAUCAUAUAUUUCAGCAUUUUUCAUUUGCAAUUUUAUGAUUACUUGUAAUGGAGGUGUCCUCAAGUAUAAUUCCUCACCCAAUAAUGUUUAGUAUGUGAUUAGUAAUGCUUCUAAAAAUACAAUUGUUGAUUAUAUCCUCCUACAUUUUUUUUUAUCAAUCCCUAGCAACGGCCAAAAUUAUAAAGCUUUCCUUGCUCAACCACUUAAUUUACUAUUCACAUUUUUAUAUUUGUAUAUAUACCUCUCCAUUAGAUGUUAAUAUUUUGCUGUGUUUAAUAUUGCUUUAUUAUGUUAUGACAUUAUUACAUUAGUAUAAAUAAACAUUGAUUAUGUAUGUGUAAGUAUGUACACAUGCCACCUACAGAAUGUAUUGAUCACAUGACAUACUCCAUGGCAACUACAUAAACGAUUGAUGUUUUGAUCAUGUGACACAAAAUAGCAACUACAUUACUCUUAAGGUAUUGAUAAUGUGACACACCCCAUGGAAACUAUAUUGGCUCUUAAUGCAUCGAUCAUGUGACACGCACCAUGGCAACUAUAUUGACACUUAAUGCAUUUGUCAUGUGGCAUUCACCAUAGCAACUAGAUGCUGUGCAUUGAUCAUGUGACAUACACCAUGGCAACUAUUAUAAUAGAACUAUUAUAAUACACUCUUAAUGCAUUGGUCAUGGGACAAUCACCAUGGCAACUACAGUAUAUAGACUUGUAUUGCUUAAUCCGACACACUCCACUUUAGGCUGCUGUAUUCAAUAAUAAAUGCAAAAAACUUAUAGUAAUUUAUUUUUGAUCAAUAAGUGUAUACUCAAUCAUGAUUGUGGAGACCAUUAAUCAUACUAAGUGUCAUUACUGAGCGUUCUAAUUGGAACCACUCAAUUCAGUUUGAUGGAAUUAUUUAUGAAGGAAUUUCUGUAUGAUAUAAAAAUAAUUGUUGAAAAAAAAAUAAAGUGAAUUUUAAGACAUUGUAUUGUUAAAAAAUUUGGUUGUGAUAAUAACUAUAGAGUAUUAAUACAUUUUUAUUAUUUAAUAUUUUAUAUAUAAGUUUAUAUAUUUUAUUUAUAUAUUCAUCUGAUUGAAUGUCAGAUCAAGCAGUAGACACCAUAUAAAUAAGAAUAUUAUUUAAUUGACUUUAUAUCCAUUAAUUAAUUUAGCAAUAGUUGCACUAUGUUCAAGUAAAUAAAACAAAAGUGACUCCAAAUAGAGAACUUGCCGUCUGAAAACCAGCGUACUGUCGCUGUAAACUGAGUAAUUAGCAUAAGAAUGUGGCACUAUUUUAUACUUUAAUACAAAGAAGCUGUAAUGCUUUUACUCGUAACUAUGGCAAUAGUAAAAAUGUUGAUUCCAAUUGUCCUAUCAUUUUAUCUUAAAGAUUAUAAUGUCGAGGAUAUGAAUAAGUCACCUGUAAUGUUUUGGUAAUUGAUACUGGUGUUGGCCUGGCAAGCCCCAUAUAAAUUAAGGCCAUCUUGACAUCUAAUUAACACAUAAUUAAUUAAUUUAAUUACAAAUAUCCAGUUCACCUAUUAAAUUUUGCUUUCCAAAAAAAUAAGGCCAAAUGAUACGAAUGACUCAUUUGUUAUCUAAGGAUAGCAAUUUAGUAAUUUGGUUUUAUAGGGUUUGUUGAGACCAAUGCAUUGCAAUUAUGGCUAAACAUUCUGGGGUUAACGAUAAAACGAGGCCUAAACACGUACAGACAGCCAUUAUGCUACUACAAUGAGCUCAAGGCAGUAGUCAAGUUCAUGGUUACUGUGAACAAACAAAAGACCUAAUGCAGUUGGUGAUUUUUUUUUUUCAUUUCCCCAGGCACUCUUUUUUUUUUUUUUUGCUCUUUAUAGUUAUGAUGAUCAGGAAAUUUGCAAUUUAAACCAAAAGUUAUUAGAAUAAUGUCUUGGGAUUAUUUAUUGUAUUCUUAUUCCAGAUUUAUUUUGUGAAUUCAUAAGUGUAUAUCUAGAAGGUGUAAAUUUGACUGAUUGAUAGUGUGUUUGUCUGGAACUGGUUUCAAUUACAGGGACAAUAUUAAUAAUUUCCUUCCCACUUAAAAUUCCUACUUUUGUCCUGGUUGUCAAAAUCGUAAAUUUUGACAGAAACUAGUUUGACUAAACACUGUUUUAGGAUCAGUUUAGUCAACAAUUGCCAAAAUCUGUUUAUUCUUACCAGGUCUGUAGCCAGGUUCUUCCAAAGUGGGGGAUGGGGAUCUGGGAGUGGAGUCCAGGGGGAAGCCCAGGUGGAGCCAACAAAACCCCAGGUGAUUUUUCUGUUUUAAGGUUUUUAAAAGCAGUUAUGUUUGAGAAAGGUCUGCAGAAAACAUUCCAUAUGAGUCUGGGUGGGUCUGCAGUACAUUAGUUAGGUUAGAGGACUCAUUCUGGAAAUUCGAGGGGAGGGGGGAGUUCGCCAGAAAGAGUGGGUUUUGCAAGAAAAGGGAAUUUGCCCGAAUCAUAACAUAACCAUCCCCUCCCCAGGCUACGGGGAGGGGGUUUAAUUAUUCAUUUUGAAACAGUUGUUGGGCCCCCUCCCCUGGCUACGGGGAGGGCCUAUAAUUAUUAAUUUUGAAACAGUUGUUGAGAUAUCCACUUGCCAUGCUUCCUUCAACCUCCAUUUCUCCAUCCUUUCUCAUUCUUAUAAAUUUCCAACGUUUUCUUUUACUCUUAUUAGGCCUACAAGAUGAGUUGAUUCUAUUUAAAAUUACAUGAAGAAAAAAAAAUAUUUAAAUUGUAAUUGGUAGAUGAGAUAUCUAUUAUGCUUUUAGGCCUGGGAAGGAUUUCCUAGAGGUCAAAUUGGGUUAUUAAGGGUCAUUGAAUUGUGUCAGGAAUGUACCUCCCAGGAACUACCAGAAAGUGAUCUCCACUGGGCUGUAAUUGGUUGUCAUGGUAACAAUAAUGGCUAAUGCGGAGAGAAAUUGUUGAUCUCAGUAUUCUGAUCUAGUCAUCCUUUGAAAAGAUGAUCCUAAAUCAUGGAUAACAAACAAUUUAUAGUUUCUUCUGCUCAUUAGUGACACAAUUUGUCUACAAGCGAAGGCUGAAGUGUGUGUAUGUGUGUUCAUGCUUACUUCUAAUCUUGGAAAUACAGUUCAAGAAUUUUCUGGAUGGCGUGUGGCUUUACCAUGACAACGAGAAGCUAACAAUCUUAGAAGUCAACUUGAAAAUCUGUUAACAGGUAUGGGAAUUGGAUAAUAUAGAUCCAGUGGUUGUAAGGAAAAUGGAAGCAACAACAAGGCGUGUUCCCUCCUCCACUAACCUUCUAAAAUCAAGACCAAGUGGUAUUCUGGAGGUUCAUACCAUGACACCAUUGGAACAAGAAGAAGAAUUAAGAGAAGCAAUGAAGUUACCCCUUGCAUCAAUCAGCCGCCAGCGUCUCCGUGCAAUGCAAAUUAACUUUCGACGGUGUAGUUCUGUUGAUGAUUGUAUUUCAAGCAAAGAGCUAAUGAACGUGUUUAAUGAACACAAUCUAGGAAUUCCAAAUCGAACAUUUAAAAUGCUGACUACUAGAUUCAAUGAAGGAGUAGGAGUCAAUCAUGAACGUCUCUGGAAGUUUUUAGUAGAAGCUCAGUCCAAAACAGGUCGAGACAGUGUGCAGGCAAUGCACAAGACUCAUAAUCAUUCCUUGGGGCAGCGUUUCAAUGAGGAGUUAUCGUCAGCAGACAGAGCGGUUCUGGAAAAAGUACACAAAGCUUUGGUAGCUAGCAAAGAGUAUGACUUAAAUGAGUUGAGGACUUCGUGUGAAGACAAAGAUCCGAGUAGGAAUGGACAAAUUCCAAAGAAAAAGUUUAAACGCAUUGUUGAGGAACAACACCUUCCAUUGUCUGGUGCACUUUUGAACAAUUUAUUGAAGAGGUGUGAUGAAGAAAACAAUGGAAUGGUCAACUGGUUUGAGUUUAUGGUACUCUUAGAAAAAGCAGAGAAUUUAAGUAUCAGCCAUACAAAGUCAGCGACAGAGGAUGGAACAGCCCAGUCAAAUCAUGGAUGUAAGGCAAAUUCUACUGCAAAGAAAUCAACUAAUGCUCCGGUUACAACAAAUGCAGCAAGUAAAUCAAAUGUUAAACCUGGAACAGGAAAAGCAAAAGGUACCAAAGUUGAUGGUGUUGUAGUACGGAAAUCUGUUGUGGAGAAACAGAAAGUAGUGCUAAAGGCAAAAGGUAAACAAAUCAAUAACAACAUUACAAAGAAAUCAAGCACUGAAGAGAAAGAAAAAUCAUUGUCUGCAGAUCAGGGUGUGAAGGGUCGAAGCAGUGCUUUGUCAACUGAAUUAGGGAAAGAACUCAAUCGCAAGGUGACAUUUAGAACGGGAGAGAGUUCCCCUUCGUCAAGUUGUAACUCUAGUAGAAGGGGGUCACUUUCGUCAGUGGCUGGAGACUCUGACGUCUUCAAAGGAAAUGGCCAGGCGUCCCCCCGAAUUGGCAGUACAAAAUCGAGGCAGCAGUCUAGGCCUGGAAGUACUGUCCCUAGACCAGCUAGCACAGUUCCGGCCCAACCUAGGCCUGGAAGCAGCACUAGUGCUCAACCUAGGCCUGGAAGCAGCACUAACCCCCAACCUAGGCCAGUUAGUGCUAAUCAAGGUCAAGAUCUAAGCCCUCGUCCAGGGAGUCGAUCAGCUUCAAAUUCAUCAAGGAGGGGUUCAAUUACUAGUCAAGCAAGUCUCAUUGACCUGCUUGAAAUGGCUGGCCAAUCGCAAUCAAAGAUAAAAUUACCGAGCUUAAGUAGUUCGUUGCCGCAACUACCCCGAAGCUUGGGAGAGGACGAUAUAGUGAAGGAUAUGAACUAUAGCACUCUGUCACUGAAGAUACUAUCUGAGGUUGAAAUUAUCCAGAGAGCUAACACAUUACCAGGACUUACUCAACCACUUGAUCAGCUUUUGAAAUCAACUCCUGAACUUCCCCCUCUAGAGAUGAAUGCUCUUAUGCCAAUAUCAGAAAUGGGCUCAACGACAGAAAUCAAUAAGUCAGACUUGAUUGGAAAUAACAAAAUUAAUGAAUCUCUUGAUGAUGAGCAAAUAAUUGAAGAAGAUGAAAUUGUCACUCAUGGUGAUAAAACAUCAACAGAGAAUGAACAUGUUAAAGAGAGAAGCAAUUCAAUUGAAGAAUGUCUAGUGCAGACCAAGUCACUUGUCAGCAAAAAUUCUGUUGCUGUUGAUAAGAAUUCAGCGUCUGAAAAAGUUAAACCUGUAUUAAGAAAUAUACCAUCUAUCAAGACCAUUUCUAAGAAACCUGGAACAUUAGCGAACAAACAGCCGCCGAGUACGAACAGGCCUGGUAAAGGAAAGCCAACCAAGGAGGAUAAAGGUGGGAAAAAGGUCUCCCUCAAGAAACCACCACCCCUGGUUAAAAGAUCUAUCAAGCAAAAAGACCCAAAGCUUCCGCACAGUAUGUCCAUGCAGAACAUGACAUCCAUUUCUGAAGUUUCAGGAGUAACUGACAUGCAUCAUAGUAAAUCUAGUCCCAAUUUACUGCCACAUGCGGAAACUGAGGAAGAUAUAGAAGUUGCUGAAAGCUCCUUAAAUCAAAGUAUGUCAUCUCAGAAUUCUAUUGUGGCAGCACAAGGACAGCAAGACAAUGCUGAGAGCUCUCUGAAUCAAAGUAUGUCAUCUCAGAAUCCAACUGCAGCAGAAACCCAGGGAAAGAAAGUUGUGGCAAUGGAUGCCAGAUCAGGAACCAGUUCCAUUGGCUCUAUCAACUUAUCUUUGGAUAGUUCCUCUGUUUCCAGUCAAGAGCAACAAGGAAUGUCUCGUAUUGAGUCUUGUCACAGCUUGAUUUCCACUAGUAGUUGCAGCUCUACUGAUUCUCAAGCCCCUGAUAAGACCCCCUUGUUACAAGGGGCAUCUGGGAUAAUGGGGUCCAAAAACUGGGGAAAACCUGUCAGUCUAAUGAAUUCAUUUAAGGGCCUGUUUUCAGCAAGGCACAAGAGUUCAGACAAGUUAACAGGGUCAAGGGUGACUCUGAAAUUACCACAAGAACCAGUAAAGAUGGAAGUGGUUGUUAGGGAGCAGCCAAUGUCUCUUUACAUCCCAGAUAACUUCAUUGACAAGAAUUUUAAAUGUGAAGCACCUAAGGAAAACCUUGUACUUGAUUGGAUAUAUGGAUAUCGUGGUAAUGAUUGCAGAAAUAAUCUACAUUGUAAUGCCAGUGGUGAAAUUUUGUACUUCAUUUCAUGUGUGGCUGUAAUCUAUAACGAUAAACAACACAAGCAACGAUACUACAGAGAACACACCACUGAUAUCAGAAGUAUGGCUGUUCAUCCAGACCAGGUUACUAUAGCAACUGGACAGUCUGAUUUAGAUGGUACUAAAAAAGGAGUAAAGAUUUGUAUUCGAAUUUGGAACUGUACGACUUUAAAAACGGCUCAUGUUAUUGAAGACGAUGGGUUCCAGCAAGCUAUCAUAUGUCUCUCUUUCUCGCAGAACUUACUAGCAGCUGUUGAUAACUAUGAAACUCACACAAUGUCCUUAUGGGAUUGCAAAACCUUUAAGAAAGUAGCUGAAACUAAGUGCAAUACUGAUGUUGUUUGCCAGAUUGGUUUCCAUCCAAAGAUAACAACACGUAUUGUGUCUGUUGGAAAAGAUCAUCUGGUGUUCUGGGAUCUGAAGGGGACAUCUAUACAGGAGACCAUGCAAGCAGAUUAUGGAGAGCAUGCAAAACCUAAAUUCACCAUUUGCAUGUUGUUCAGAAGUAAUGGAGAUCUGGUAACUGGCGAUUCAAAUGGAAUGAUUUGUGUCUGGCUAAGUGGCCAAAAUACAAUUAGUCAGGUCAUACGAACAACCGAAUGUCCAGUUUUUGCUCUUAUACCAUACAAAAAUUCACUAGUAAGUGGCGGCCGAGAUGGAAGUCUCUGUGUUUGGGAAGUCAAGGAAACAAUCAGUAAUAAAACAAGCGAAUUAUUUAUUCCAACUUCUGCUGGUGGAGUACGAACUAUACUUAUUGUUGACCAGUUUAUUUAUGUUGGAACAACAUUGAAUUGCAUUCUGGGAUCCAAGUUGUCAGAAACAGAAUCAAUACUUUCAGGGGUCGCUAUUGAAAAGGAAUUAAUCACGCAGGGCCACUAUGAUGAAAUACAUGGCUUAAAGGUUUUCCCAGCCCAGACAGCACUGGCGCCAGUAGGAUCACAGACAUCACAGGGAGUUUUCCUUACUUGUGGGUAUGAUGGCAUGGUGUGUUGCUAUGAUACCAAUACCCAUCAUGCUCUUUGGAAGCAUUGGAUUAAGGAGUGUAACAUGCAGUGUAUGGACAUUCAUCCAAGUGGAAAAAUCCUGGUCACAGGUGCCAAAAGCUCAGAUAUUGGAAGCAGUUUAUGUUUCUUUAGCAUGACCGUAGAGGGCAGUUUGUUUGAGUUGAAUAGAAUGAAAAUAAGCAAGAGCAUGAUAACGACAGUCAAAUUCUCCCCUGAUGGACAGGUACUAGCAGCUGGUUGCCAUGAUGGCAGAAUUACUACAGUAAAGUUACUAGACGAUGGGAGGAGUGCAGAGGUCAUUGGGAAGUGCAAUAUUCACCAGAGUUCAAUUACAGGUCUUGAUUGGUCAAAAGUUAAAUGUUACCAUGGAAACUACAUUCUACAGAGUAGUUCAAGUACUCUUGAGUACUUCAACUUUACAUCUUCAUGUGAGUUGAUCAACAACUUAGCUGAAAGUCGUAAUGCAGAUUGGAUAACAAACAACUGUAUGACUGGCUUUUAUACAAAUGGAAUUUGGGGUGGUGAUACAGAUGUUACAGAGUUCAAUUAUGUUACUAGAUCACAUGAUCAGAAUUUGAUAGCUGCAGGUGAUGAGGAUGGCAAUGUUACAUUGUUUACAUAUCCAUGUUGUAAACAAGAGGCAAAGUUUAAGAAUUUCCGUGGUCAUACAUUUGGAGUGAAUUCUGUAGAAUUUGGAGAAACUGACAAAUACCUCAUCUCAAUUGGAAAUAGGGAUUGUGCAAUUAUUCAGUGGACCUUGAAAAAAUAAGAGAACACUUAAAUAUACAAAAUAUAUAUUAUAAUUUACCUGAAAACUAAAACAUAAGUAAUACUUAAUACUUUGAACAAAUUAUUCAUACCCGAGUGAAGAUUUAGCUUGGUAGUUAAGAGGUACUUUCCUUUCAGUCCCAAUGUCAAGGGUCCAGAUUCCAUGAAACCAUGAUUUUUCAUUUCAUGACUAAAAACAACAUCACUUCUUGGCAUGCAACAGACUGAGUCAUUGACUAACGCAACUCAAUGGAGAGAUGCAGGACUUUUCGUUUGUAUGAUGUUCCGCUCAAUCUGUCAUUACAUGGAUAAUCAACGGACGCAUCACGUCGCGAAUCGUUCGCAGAGAGUGGAGAUGGUCAGCCGAGGGUUGUAUGCUCAUGCUAUGGUACGGUGCAAUGUAGCGAAUAACUACUGCAACAACUACUGUAUGUAGGCCUACUACAGUAUGUUUAGCUGUCUGUUGAAUGAGAAUGACAUGAAAAAAAAUUAUACGAAUAUCAAAUUGACACUAAGUCCCCAUUUAAGUUUUAAAUUAUUUUUUGAAUACAGUUUCAUCAAAUUAGAUUUGCAGCUAAGUUGGAUGAUACUUAAAUAGUUGACAAAAGAUGUUUGGUUGCUCAAUGUUAUUUUAUCUGGCAAUGUAAGUGCAAAUAAUAUAUUCCAGGGGUGGAAAGUAAAAAAAAUGAAGAAAAACAAGAAAGAAAGAAAAACAGAUUAUUAAUGGGCCAAAAUGCAUCAUAGGUUAUUGCCCCGAAACCCUCUAAGAUAGUCGUAUCUCGAUCGCCCCCACCCUUAUUCAGACAUCUCUGGAUCAGCCCCUGUACUCAAUCCUAAUAUUAGAUAAUAUGAUAGAAUUUAAUAUAUUUGUCGAUCGAUGAAGAAAGUGUCUUGAAGCAAUAUAUAAACUUUUUUGUAUCUGUUUAUUAUCAGUGCUGAAGAAGUAUUUUAAACAGUUGUAUAUCAAACUUGGUAAUUGAAGAUCGCCAUUGGCCUUUAAAAAAAUGGUUUGUUUGCACUCCUCACCAGCCCCUAACCCACAAAAAAAUAGGGGUGGCAAAACAAAAAACUUUAAAAAAGUUUUUUUUUAGCUUUUGACUUUACAAAUUAAACAAAAAUGUGAAUGAAUUGAUCUUUAUUUUUUGCUAGAUGCCCUACUAAGUUGUCUAAAGUUGUUGAUUGAUGUAAGGUAUUGCCAUUCUAGGCCUACAUUCAUUGCAAAAUGUCAACUGUUGAUUUUUUUUAUUCCAUCUGAUGAGUAAUCUUGAAAAAAAAAAACUUUUUCCACCCACUCUUUUUUUAUAAUUUUAUAAAAAGAAGAGCAAACCAACAAUUUAUUUUUUAAGCCUUACCUAGUUUUGGUUUGUGGGAUUGGCAGUGUUUGGUGUGUAUGUAUCCUGCCUUAUUAUUGGGGCACUUCCUUAAAGUUUAAGUCGCUCUACUUAGGAAUUGAUCAUAAACUGGGCUGUAUGUAUAUGUAAAAAAACUGCACAGGAUAAUUGCAAAAUUCUUAAGUAAAAUGCAUUUCAGUCAGUUUUCAAGUUUGCGUAGUUAAAUUAAACAUUUUCGUAGUAUCUAUAAUUUGCCUUGAGUGCAACCAGAUUUAUGGGUCACUUUUGAGUUUUACAAUAAUCAGUAAUCUGACAAAUCUUAGUGGUCUAGGGUCCUUAGGGAUAAUGUAGUCAAAGGUCCUGAUGGCAAAAUAAUUUCCCUGGAUGUUAGGCAAACAAUGUGUAGACCUAUAUAUAUCGGGUCCUAUAACUAUGAUAAAUUUACCUAUAGUGUCUGUUUCGGUGUAAUACGUCCAUAAUGAGGCAAAAUUUCCGUAGCAACUUGAGAGCUCUGUAAUGCAUAUUAAAUUAUUAGUAGGCAUAUAUAUAUAUCUGUUAGCUUGCAUGAUGAAUUGUUAUGUAUGAAUAGAUAUGCAUGAUGAAUUGUUAUGUAUGAAUAGAUAUUAUAUUAUUGAAGGCAAUUAACAUUAAAUAUAUAACCAAUAAAAGUAUAUUUAUUAAUAAUUA
Molecule: messenger RNA, 12925 nt
Organism: Anneissia japonica
Lineage: Eukaryota; Metazoa; Echinodermata; Crinoidea; Comatulida; Comatulidae
Product: echinoderm microtubule-associated protein-like 3
Exons: 38
Coding region: 6178-10908 (1576 amino acids)
Biological process (GO): microtubule cytoskeleton organization
Cellular component (GO): mitotic spindle
Molecular function (GO): microtubule binding
Source: RefSeq, a predicted model, not a curated record